AUGAGCCUCAUUGCAGGUGGCGGGCAUCACUUUGUCGGUUCAACAAGUGGACUGUUGCUUGCCAAUCUACUCCAGUCCAGACCCCAACCCUCAUCGUCUCUACACGCAUCAGGAUGGAAACCAAAUUCGAUACCACUUACUCCCCAAGGAGGAUCAGGAUUACCACCAAAGACUCUAGCAUCAGAAAUCCUCAAAGCAUACUGCAGCCAUGACCACCUCUGCUAUCCUUUUCUGUCUACAAAAUCCCUUUACCGCUCCUUGGACGCAGUGUACGAAGAAGGGCGCGAAAAAGAUCCCGUGGAUGCCUUUUUCAUCGACAUGACCCUUGCGAUAGGCACUGCACAAGUCCACAAGUUCAACUGGAAUGGCGUUUACGAUGCUGAGACUCAUUACAAUCGAGCCAUGACUAGAUUAGCUGAUGUUCUUGCAAGAGAUGGCAUCGAGAGAUUACAAGCUUUGUUGCUGGUGUGCCAGUACAGAAUGGGAACAACGUCGAGCAACACUACAACGAGUGUAUGGCAUCUCAUCGGCGUGGCUGCUCGGACUUGUCUGGAGAUGGGGCUCCAUAGAGCAGCUACGUAUGCACUGCCACCAGCAAACGAACACGAUGAGAGUCACAAAGCAAAGGAGGAAGAGAUGGAGACCAAGAGACGAUGUUUCUGGAGUCUUGUCGCAUUGGACCGCGUGACGAGUCUCGCGUUGGGUCGUCCUUUGGCUCUCCAGCUAGAAGAUAUCGACGUCGAUUUACCACCUGCAUCGGCACCCGAUCAGUUCCCCGAAGACAGCAGCCCUCUUUCGUCCGCACCAUACGGAACACCACAAUACCGCGCCGCAACGUCCGUCUUUGUGCACAUCGUCCGAUACCGUCUCAUAUGCGGCAAAAUUAUCAACGCACUACAUCGAAGUACCAAACAUGUUUCGUUUGCGAGCAUAAGCUACGAGGAGAUGCGCACGGCACUGGCGAGGGAACUACAGGACUGGCAUACAGAAACAGCCAAUCUUCCUCUUGUAAAGAGCGACGCGACAGCUGCUUCGCCUGCUAGAAAUGUAUCCGGUGCAACGGGUGAUCACCCGCAUGCAAUGUCUCGCAUGGUUCGCACAGGAAACGUCAAUGUUAUUACGGGUGACUGGCUCUCCGAGAUGAACAUUGCCUGGAAUGCAAUCACCAAGCAAGAAGUUGACCCGAACCUGGGCUACGAGAAUGGCUUCUUUGAGCAGCUUGAGGAGUGUCUCGACGAUAUCAUGCAGCGCGAUAUUCGCGUUGUCACAAACGCUGGUGCCUUGAAUACCGACGCUCUAUACGACAAAGUCAGGGCGCUUUGUGAGAAGCGUGGAUAUGGAGAUGCUAUUGUUGCCAAAGUUCUCGGCGAUGAUGUCUCGGAUGUGGUUAUGAAGGGAGAUGUUAGAGUUACGCAUCUAGAUCAUCCUGAGCAGACACUUGAGACCUGGGGUUUUACACCUUGUUGCGCGACUGCUUAUAUCGGAUGCUGGGGUAUCGUGCAGGCUUUGCGUGCAGGUGCUCGCAUCGUCAUCUGUGGACGAUGUACAGAUGCGUCUCCCGUCAUGGGCGCAGCAGCGUGGUAUCACGGCUGGAGAGAAGACCAGUAUGAAGAACUGGCCGGUUCGCUCCUGGGAGCUCAUCUCAUCGAGUGCGGACCAUAUGUUGUCGGCGCCAAUUUCUCCGGUUUCAAGGACUUUCUCCCUGAGCUGGUAGAUAUUGCUUUCCCAAUCGCCGAGAUCGACCCAAGAGGACGCUGCAUUAUCGGUCGAACGGGCGAAGGUGGUGGUCGAGUCACAAAAGAAACUGUCACUGCGCAAUUACUUUACGAGCUUCAGGGUCAUUUAUACCUUAACCCAGACGUCGUGGCUGAUCUCUCAGGGGUCCGAGUCGAGCAAGAAUCACCGAAUCGAGUGUCUGUCUCUUGCGUAAAGGGUUAUCCUCCGCCACCUACAGCCAAAGUCAUGGUCGCUGCAAAAGGUGGUUUUCAAGCUGAAGCAACUUUCUACAUCAACGGCCUUGACGUGUAUGAGAAAGCGGCCAUGAUGAAGGCUCAACUGGCGCAUAUGUUUAAAGACGCCAACUUUAGCCGUCUCAGUAUUGAACUCUACGGAACACCGGCGGAUAACCCAACUUCCCAGCAAGCAGGUACUGUGUCUCUACGUGUCUUUGCCCAGGCCCGUCAAAAGGAAGAUAUUGAAGCGUCCAAGUUCAAAGUUCCAAUCUAUGCACUCCGCAUGCAGAGUUACCCCGGGUACCAUAUGAAUCUUGAUUUCAGAACCAUGGUUCCCAAGCCCUUUAUGGAGAUGUUUCCUGCUUUGAUGCCUGUCUCUGCAAUUGAUCACCGUGUUGUCAUGAGCACAGGUACUACACACCGCGUUGAGCCUCCUACACAAACAGCAAAGUACCCCAUAGUACGUCCAUCUACUGAAACGCAUGGACCGGUGGACAUGCUCACCUUUGGACCGACCGAGUGGGCGCCGCUGGGUAGCGUCGUGCACGCAAGGUCAGGCGACAAGGGCGACAACUCCAACGUUGGAUUCUUUGUACGAAACGAUGAUGAAUACGCCUGGCUAAGGAACUUGUUGACUGUUUCAAAAUUGAAGCACUUGUUUGGAGAUGAUUGGUUCAAAAUGAAUCCUGAUAGGAGAGUUGAGAGAGUCGAGUUUCCAGGCAUCAACGCCGUUCACUUCCGAGUUUUGGAUAACUUGAACGGAGGUAUUGCUUCGUCUGAUCGAAUCGAUGGAUUGGGUAAGGGAAUUGCAGAGUAUUUGAGGAGUCGAUAUGUCGAUGUACCAAAGGCGUUUUUGGAUAGAGGGCGGAUCUAA
Messenger RNA from Fusarium poae, 2826 nucleotides. RefSeq lists its product as uncharacterized. Gene Ontology annotation, biological process: DNA-templated transcription. The record is from RefSeq and is a predicted model, not a curated record. Lineage: Eukaryota; Fungi; Ascomycota; Sordariomycetes; Hypocreales; Nectriaceae. The coding region runs from base 1 to 2826 and encodes 941 amino acids. Gene Ontology annotation, molecular function: zinc ion binding; DNA binding. The transcript has 3 exons.